AUGGUGUCUGGCUGUAUGCUUGAGGCCUGGCUGUACCUCCAAGCCUGGCCAAAGCCUGUGUUUGAAGGAGAAGCCCCGACUCUGCGAGGCCAGGGAUGGAAGGACACAGCACUGUCCUUGGUGAAGGUCCACAAAGAUGAAGGAGUCCUUCAUUUCUCUAACAAUCAGACUCUGCCCAUGGGGACAGCAAUGGUGAAAAGCAGUGGCCAGUACGGCUGCAUUGGGCAGGUGGCAGAUGUUCACACAAACUUCAAAAGAUGGUCAAGGUUCAAGUCCAAGGAUUUCAGAAGGGCUUGGCUGUGUGGAAUCAUCUCAGGGCUUGUGGAGCUGUUCCCCUCUCCUGUGCUGAGCACUGUCUCCUCUCCCAAGCUUCCCAAGCUCCCUGAGGGAAGACUGGUGACCCUGAGAUGUCAGGCAAAGCUGCAACCCCAGAGGUCAGCCUCACAGCUCCUCUUCUCCUUCCACUAGGAUGGGUGCACCUUGAAAGACAGAGGCUUCCACCUAGAGUUCUGCAUCCCAGGAGGUAAGGAGGGAGAUUCUGGGCUUUACUGGAGUAAAGGGUGGCCAGGAGGGAGCUGGGAGCCGGGGUGGUCAGGCUGACCCUCUCAUGCUACAUGCUGUCCAGCUCCUGUGUCCCAUCCUCUGCUCACUCUGAAACACAGACCCUCUGGCCCUGCUGUGGGAGGCAUGGUAGAGCACCUCUGGGAGGCCCAGAGGGUCCCUCCAAUCCUGUACUCAUUCUACCUUAAUGAGGAGAUCGUGGGGAACAACUUAGACCUUCAUGGUUGUCAAGUCUUGUCCACCCCCACCAGCAGCAACUGGCCGUCUCCUUGGCUGCCUACAAGCCUGCCUGGCAUGAUGGUCAUUGCUCCUGCACUUCUGGGUUAUUCCAUACCCAGGAGAAGAACUGGCUGUUCACAUCUCCCUCUGCACUGUGGGAAGAAGCUGCAGCUGGCAGGACCUGGAGCCGACAGCACGUCUGCUGGUCCAGCACAGUCACUCGUUGUGCCCCUGCUCAGAGGGCCCCUUCUCUUAAGUCCUUUGAAAGAGCAGUCCAUGUUCUUUGCCGGAUGCAUUCGCGUGCACGAGAUGAGAAUCCAGCGAGUGUUUGGGGAGUGA
Carlito syrichta (Philippine tarsier) is the source of this 1119-nucleotide messenger RNA. It is a transcript of the gene FCRL6, whose product is annotated as Fc receptor like 6. Gene Ontology annotation, biological process: cell surface receptor signaling pathway. Gene Ontology annotation, molecular function: transmembrane signaling receptor activity. Lineage: Eukaryota; Metazoa; Chordata; Mammalia; Primates; Tarsiidae. The record is from RefSeq and is a predicted model, not a curated record.